UCCACACCCACGCGCCAUCUGGCCUCACCGCCGCCAUGGCCGGCGGACGCCCGGGUGCGCAGAUGCCGCAUCUCAGCAAGAUGGAGCGGGUGGUCGUGAGCAUGCAGGACCCCGACCAGGGCGUGGAGAUGCGGAACCAGCGCCUGCGCAUCACCGUCAUUCCCCACACCGUGGCUGGCAGCGACGUCGUGGACUGGUUGGUCCAGAAGUACUGCAUCUCAGAGGAGGAGGCCCUGCACCUGGGCACCCUCCUGGUGCUGCACGGCUACCUAUACCCUCUGCGCAGACCCCGCAGCCUUGUGCUCCGGCCAGACGACACACCCUACAGAUUCCAGGUCAGGUGCAACUGGGAGCAGACGCCCUAUUUCUGGACGAGCACCCUGUGGCCAGCUGCUGAGCUGGACUAUGCUAUCUACCUGACGAAGAAGAACAUCCGAAAGCAGGGGGCCCUGGUUGGCCACGAGAAGGAACACUAUGACCAGCUACACAGGAAGAUCAGCCACACGUGGGACCUGGUGGUGAUGCAGGCCCGAGAGCAACUACGGGCAGCUAAGCAGCGCAGGAAGGGGGACAGGCUGGUCAUUGCAUGUCAGGAACAGACGUACUGGCUGGUGAACAGGCCCCCGCCAGGUGUCCCCAGCGUCCUGGAGCAGGGUCCAGAGCGCAGUUCCUGCACGGCCGGGCGAGUGCAGAUGACCAAGAAUACGGAGUUCUACAAGCGGGAGAUGGAGCGCUACAGGAAGGCCCUGACCAGGGCCCGGGUGAAGUCUUCCGUCUGCCUUGAGGCGUACCUGAAGUUCAGCAGCCAGCAUGCGCCACACGACCCCAUCAUGUCAGGGUGCCUGCCCAGCAACCCCUGGGUCACAGAUGAUGACACCUACUGGACCAUGAAUGCACCCAGUGUGACUGUGCCCACAAAGCUCCGCGUGGAGCGAUGGGGUUUCAGCUUCCAGGAGCUCUUGGAAGACCCUUUGGGACGGGCCCAUUUCAUGGACUUCCUGAGGACCGAGUUCAGUGGUGAGAAGCCCCAUGCCCUGCUCGAGGGCCCUGGGAGGGCACUGCUGCUGAGGACCCUCCAGGUUUCUGCCAGCCCUGGCCAUAGCUCGGGUGGGCCUCACCUGGUGUGUGGACCUCCAGCUGAGAACCUCAGCUUCUGGGAAGCAUGUGAGGAGCUGCGUCACGGAGGGCAGGCCCAGGUCCAUGCUAUGGUGGAUGCCGUGUACCAGCAGUUCCUGGCCCCUGGUGCUGCCUGCUGGGUCAACAUAGACAGCCGGACGAUGGAGCGGACCCUGGAGGGACUGCAGCAGCCCCACCGCUACGUGCUGGACGAUGCCCAGCUGCACAUCUACAUGCUGAUGAAGAAGGACUCCUACUCGAGGUUCCUGAAGUCCGCCGCAUACAAAGACCUGCUGGCACAAGCUGUGAUUCCCCCAGAGGCCAAGAGACGGGUGUUCCCGUUUAUGCGGAAGCUGCCGCAUUCAAGCCCCAGCCCUGCUCUCCUUCCUGCCUCCACCUCUGGGGAGCCUGUGGCUGCAGCCAGUGGCCCUGAGUGUGGUGACGGGGGCACCUAGGUGGGCAUAAAGCAGGAGGGGGAAGUGGCCAUCCUCACCGCUUGCCCGGGGUCCUCACAGCUUUGAGACCCCUGGUGUGGGCGUCCCCUAAUGCCCAGAGGGCCCGCCUUGCCCCUAUGCCCAAGGGCCUCUUGGGCUCCCACCUUUUCCCUUGCCAAGCCCCCCCCUCCCCAGAAGGGGCUGGUCCGGGUGCUGAUUCCCGGGAAGGGGUGUCAUUGAGCUUGGGUCACCUGGAGAAAGGGAGGAUGAGGCGGGUCAAGCACAUCAGGCCACCUGAAGGCCCUGGCAUUCUGUGGUCUGCAGUUCAUUAAAUUGCUGGCAAAUAUCAGGUGGCUUCCAGCAGGGGGCACUUAUCAUGAGGAAACACAGGCCUCGGGGCAGAUUUACCCACAGCCCUUGGCCCAGUGUGACCCUGCAGGGACCCCACACCAUGUCCCCAGUUCCGCUGGGGCCGUGCUCAGCCUUCCGACCGGCCCAGAGCUGUCCUCAUGGGUCUUGCCCACACCGUGGCUGUCACUGUGCAUGUCCCAGACCUCAUCCCGCAGGGACACCUCCAGCUGGUGUCCUCGAGGCUGGAGCUCCUCUGCCAGAGCUGCACAAACAUGACUCCAGUGUCAUCACCUGUGACAACCGGCCCCGGCCCACGGCCAGGGCAGGACCAGGCCAGGGCAGGUGGAACCCUUGGGGAAGGGGGUGAUGCCACCCAGGGUGAAGUACAGCUGCUCCUUUGGGGUGCAGCUCUGUCAGGCCGGGGGGGGGUGCCACCCUUCCCACUCCCACCCACACCUGGCCCAGAAAUAAAAGACCCUUGCCCUCACUGUGAACCCACCCUAUUGUCCAAAUUGUG
Messenger RNA from Zalophus californianus (California sea lion), 2418 nucleotides. RefSeq names its product regulator of G protein signaling 11 (gene RGS11). The record is from RefSeq and is a predicted model, not a curated record. Lineage: Eukaryota; Metazoa; Chordata; Mammalia; Carnivora; Otariidae. Gene Ontology annotation, biological process: G protein-coupled receptor signaling pathway; regulation of G protein-coupled receptor signaling pathway; intracellular signal transduction. The transcript is spliced from 16 exons. Bases 36 to 1571 code for a protein of 511 amino acids.